GCCCGCGCCGUUGCGUCACACCCGGAAGCAGCAACUGGAACAGAGCCGGCAGCAAUGAGCGGGGACCUGGGGCCGACGUCCGCAGCGCCCCAUCCCAGGGAGAUCGAACCAGGCAGUGGAGUCCGCAUCGUGGUGGAGUACUGUGAACCCUGCGGCUUCGAGGCGACCUACCUGGAGCUGGCAAGUGCUGUGAAGGAGCAGUAUCCUGGCAUCGAGAUCGAAUCGCGCCUGGGGGGCACAGGGGCCUUUGAGAUCGAGAUCAAUGGACAGCUGGUGUUCUCCAAACUGGAGAAUGGGGGCUUCCCUUAUGAGAAAGAUCUUAUUGAGGCCAUCCGAAGAGCCAGUAACGGAGAACCCCUAGAAAAGAUCACCAACAGUCGUCCUCCCUGCAUCAUCCUGUGACUACCUGGGAUUCUGGGUUCCUGCUCUAGUCUGGAGUCCAAGCCUUGGUCUUCCCUUUGGUCCUGCUAAGGGUUUUCCAUUGCCUCUUCCCCUGGUAGCUAAGAGACCCUGGCCUCCCUUUUUGCCCCUUUGGAUACUGGGAGGAAAUAGAAACUUCUAUGGUCUCAGGGGUGAGAGAGCCUCUCCACUGACACUUCCACAGCCACCUCAGACUGAUCAGUGCUUCUCAGGAUCAGUGCUCACAAAAGCCCACUCCUCUCUCCAGCCUAGCCAUACCUGUCAGAUGUUACCAUAGUCCUAAUUUAUUUUUCACUAGUCCCAGACAAUGUCAGCUAUUGGCAAUAAAGUGGCACUACAAACA
Pteropus alecto (black flying fox) is the source of this 763-nucleotide messenger RNA. RefSeq names its product migration and invasion enhancer 1 (gene MIEN1). Lineage: Eukaryota; Metazoa; Chordata; Mammalia; Chiroptera; Pteropodidae. Gene Ontology annotation, biological process: positive regulation of filopodium assembly; negative regulation of apoptotic process. The transcript has 4 exons. Bases 55 to 402 code for a protein of 115 amino acids. The record is from RefSeq and is a predicted model, not a curated record.